This is a messenger RNA of Mugil cephalus (flathead mullet), 1462 nucleotides long. RefSeq names its product cytidine deaminase-like. The transcript has 4 exons. Gene Ontology annotation, molecular function: cytidine deaminase activity; zinc ion binding. Lineage: Eukaryota; Metazoa; Chordata; Actinopteri; Mugiliformes; Mugilidae. The record is from RefSeq and is a predicted model, not a curated record. Bases 106 to 531 code for a protein of 141 amino acids. Gene Ontology annotation, cellular component: cytosol.
GCUUUGACCGGGUCCUCUCCCCUUUCAUACUGCAUCCUUCAUAUUUAAAGCCACAACAACUCAUUAACAGGCUCACAAAUAACCUUGCGAACCCCAGGAGCAAGUAUGGAUGCAAUGCAGCCCCAAGAAGUAAAAGAACUGAUUGAUAAGGCCCAGAAGGCAAAGGAGCAGGCUUAUUGUCCUUACAGCAAAUUCAGAGUGGGGGCUGCUCUACGGACUGUGGACGGCCUUGUGUAUACAGGCUGCAACGUGGAGAACGCCUGCUACAAUCUGGGAGUGUGCGCUGAAAGGAACGCCAUGGCAAAGGCCGUGUCCGAAGGCCACAGCCGUUUCCAGGCCAUCGCCAUAGCCAGUGACAUGAGUGACCAGUUUAUCUCACCGUGUGGAGGCUGCAGGCAGUUCAUGAGAGAGUUUGGGGUGAAGUGGGAUGUGUACAUGUCGAGGGCGGACGGCACGUACCAGAAGAUGACCGUGGAGGAGCUGCUGCCCGUCUCCUUCGGCCCCGACGACCUGAGCCAGGAGAAAGUGUGAAGAGCUGAAGAGCACUGACCAUCGGGGGGGCCGCUAUCCUCGAACCGCCAUGACUUGUUGCACUGUGCUUAAUGUACGUGCCAUGUAUGCAUGCGCACGUUUUUUUUUUUUUUCCUUUCUGCAGCAGCUAUUUUUAUAGUAACCAUUUGUUCUUGUAUUAUCCGCCAAUCGUAAACAAUGUAUUUAAACUGACUCUAUUUACACUUUGAUGCUAACAAACUCUAAGUCUGGGUAAACCAGACUAGAGGAUUAACCGUGCCUUAACUAGUGAUCAAUCACAACACUGAAACCACCUCCAAAGUGGUUCUAGGAAUUGGCCGCGUUCAUUUUAAUCAGGAUGUUGGGUGUGUGUGGACAUGGACGAGGCUUCUUCAAGCACGUCCUGCAGCUACGCAAUCAGUUUAGUCAAUGACUCAACUCUGAGUUUCUGUUUCUCUUUGCCGCAGCUUGUCCAACAACGUUUAGGGGGGAUGGGUAUUGUUAUAUGGGUGGUAAAAUGCACAUGAAUGCCAGUUUUCCGAGCAGAACACUGCCUUGCAGCAAAAUUGACUGAUUGAUAACUCUAUUGAUCGGAAGUCCUCCUGAAAUGUGUCUUCUCAUAACAAAAGAACACUACACAAUAUGACAUCAGACAAAGACUGACAAUUAUUCAACACCCCGGUCUCAGGGGACCCUUAAGACCCCGACUGAUUCAACAUAUUGACAGACUCAGGGGGAAAAAAGGCUAAAGAGAGGGAACUAAAACUGAUCGACGUUACUCACUUUGUUGCUGGUUUUAAUGUUGUGGCUGAUCGUGGAUAUAUAUAUACGGGUAACAUGGAGUUGGAGAUAACAAUAUGUAUUGGUUUAAAGGUGCAUGAAAGAAAUGAAAUUAAAAAGCAUGUUUUUACCUUUCCACACACUUUAAUAAAUAAACCAUUUUAAAAAGUUA